AUGGCCGGAGACGGUGGUGGUGGAGGCGAGGGCGGAGAUGGCUGGAGCCGGUCCGAGGCCGCUGGUGGGGGUGUCAACCCGUUGUCGAUGGAGGGCAGCGCGCUGACGAUGAUCCGGCAGCUCGACGUGCACCCGUGCAGCAAGCGCUUCCUCACGCUGACGACGACGCCGACGGCGCUGCAGCUGGUGCAACCGUGUCGCGGUAGCGGCUACACUGUGGAUGCCUCUUCGGAGAGAGCGGGGACGGGAGAGGGCAGUAGUAGUAAUAGCAAUAGCGUCGGUGCCGGUACUGCGACGAACCAUCGUAACCGCACCGUCCCCCCGUAUCAGCGCCGCCCUCCACCGGCGUGUGUGGUGCAAAACUACGACCUGGCGACGGACACGGCGGGUGACAACCGUGUUAGGGACGCCAGCGAGGAGGAUCGGAGCUGCGAGCCUGGUGCGGCGUGCUUCCACGACUUUAGCCCCGUCUUCUGCGUCGGCACCGGCAGCUCCGUUCGUCUGUACGGCAUGUCGCACCUCAGUACCAUGGCCACGUACAUGGACGUUGACCUCGCGUAG
Molecule: messenger RNA, 561 nt
Organism: Leptomonas pyrrhocoris
Lineage: Eukaryota; Euglenozoa; Kinetoplastea; Trypanosomatida; Trypanosomatidae
Exons: 1
Coding region: 1-561 (186 amino acids)
Source: RefSeq, a predicted model, not a curated record